GCCAAGCCCAGGCUGCCAAUCAAAUCCGCUCGUGGCAGCCGGCAUUAUCUCUGCUACAAACUAUUGACAGAUUACAUGUCAAGGAGUUUAGUACAUGAUUGAAGGAAGCUUUUAUUUUUUUUUUAAGAGUGUGUGUGUAGUAAUUUUACUUUUGGUUUCUCCCGAACCUGCUUACUUCUGAUGAUUUUCAAACAGAGUCAAGAAAUAUUAUGAAAGUUACAUGCCUGAGAGGAUUUAACUUCGACUUCCCUGAAUAUGCUGAAAGGACUUUAUGCACUGAAAAGACCUCAGGAAACCCCAACAUGGCCGCCAAAAGGAAAGGUGGCCUAAAACUCAAUGCUAUCUGUGCCAAGCUGAGCCGGCAGGUGGUGACCGGCGAGUGCGGCUCCCAGAACGCAGACGGCGACGCGAGCCUAGCGGACAACAGCGAGCGCGGCAGCUCGCACUACGAUGAGAGCGACCGGCCCGACGUCGACCUCCUGCCCGAGGGCCUGACCCUGAACCAGAGCCUGGAGGAGGACCAGCGGCGGCGAGAGGCCAUCGAGAAGUGGGUGAACGGCGAAUACGGCGACGAGUCGUUCGACGGCGGCAGCGGCAGCGGCGGUCCCGGGCCUGGCGGAGCCGAGGGGCCGAGGGGGGCCAGGGCCAACAACGGCGGCGAAGACGGACCCCCAGAGGGCGUGUACAUGGUCCAGCCCAAGGGCUGCAGCGACGACGAGGACAAUGGCGACGAGCCCGACGCCCUGCACGAUGACGGCAGUUUCCACGACGACCGCGACUCAGAGGACGGUCCGCACAAGGAGGACAGCUACGCGUCCUCGGGCGAGGUGGUCAACCGCCAACCGCCAUUCACCUCUCCAGUGGGGGAGGCCUCGGCCCUCCGUGACUAUGCAGCCAACACCAUGAACGAGUUGCUGAACAUGUUCGGCUACGACGACCAGCAGAUGCGCGAGGAGCUGGCCAAGAAGAUCAGCUUCGAGAAGCUGAAAGCCGCUACCUCAGACGCCUCCUCCCUGAGCAGCGAGGAGGCCUCGCGCCGCGCCCGCUUCUCCAAGUACGAGGAGUACAUCCGCAAGCUGAAGGCCGGCGAGACGCUGCCCUGGACCACGCACUCGCCCAAGCCCGACGAGCUCCACCCCAAGCUGGGCCAGGAGAAGCCCUCGCCGUGCCCGCCGACGUCCGCCUCCCUGCUGGCCCCGUCGCCCGGCUGCCUCCCGGGCGCCGAGCCCCAGAUGUACCCGGCGGGCGUCAUGGACCCCAAGCAGACCCCGCUGGCGGCGGCGGUGGCGGCGGCAGCAGCGGCGGCCGCCGGACAGCAGCAGACCCCCGGCGGCGGCGGCGGACCACCCGGGCACGUCCACCCGGGCACGCCCUCGCGGGCCUCCAAGUACGACUUCUUCAUCCAGAAGCUGAAGAUGGGCGAGAGCCUGCGCCAGCAGAACGGCAGCGGGGGCCCAGGCGGGGGCGCGGGCGGCAGCAGCGGCGGCGGCGGCGGCGGCUACAAGCGGCCCUCCAAGUACGACCUGGAGAACGUCAAGUUCCUGCACCUGUUCAAGCCCGGCGAGGGCAGCCCCGACAUGGGCGGCGCCAUCGCCUUCAAGACGGGCAAGGUGGGCCGCCCGUCCAAGUACGACAUCCGCAACAUCCCCAAGCUCAUCCCGGGCAAGGAGGGUCCGCCGCUCAUGCCCAGCGUGCUCUCGGCCACUCCGGGCACCCCCGGCACCCCGCUCGUCCCCACGGCACCGGCCGCCUCGGUGGGGGGCGUCGGCCCCACGGGCCUCCCCGGAGACCAGGCGGCCCACCUGGGCUUCAACACGGCCGCCGACUACCUGAAGUCCAGCUUCUCCAAGACCGACUCCAUCACCACUGGAACCAUGUCCUCUGUCAAGAAUGGGCUGCCACCGGAGAAACCCGUCACCGAGGACGUCAACGUCUACCAGAAGUACAUCGCCAGAAGCUGGGAAAAUCAACAGAAGCUCCCACUACACCCCGAGCCUUUUACUACACCAGCAUCUUUUAAAAGGUUUUCUGGAAGUCAGCACUGCGGACACGUGCACUGUGCCUACCAGUACCGUGAGCACUACCACUGCAUGGACCCAGAGUGCAACUACCAGAGAUUCACCAGUAAGCAGGACGUGAUCAGGCACUACAACAUGCACAAGAAGCGGGACAACUCCCUGCAGCACGGCUUCAUGCGCUUCAGCCCUCUAGAUGACUGCAGCGUCUAUUACCACGGCUGCCACCUCAACGGCAAGAGCACCCACUAUCACUGCAUGCAGGUGGGCUGCAACAAGGUCUACACCAGCACCUCUGACGUGAUGACCCACGAGAACUUCCACAAGAAGAACGCACAGCUGAUCAACGAUGGCUUCCAAAGGUUCCGUGCCACAGAGGACUGUGGGACAGUGUCCUGUCAGUUUUAUGGCCAGAAGACCACUCAUUUCCACUGCAGGCGCCCCGGCUGCACCUUCACCUUCAAGAACAAGUGUGACAUCGAGAAGCACAAGAGCUAUCACAUCAAGGACGACGCCUACGCCAAGGACGGCUUCAAGAAGUUCUACAAGUACGAGGAGUGCAAGUACGAGGGCUGCGUCUACAGCAAGGCCACCAACCACUUCCACUGCAUCCGCUCGGGCUGCGGCUUCACCUUCACCUCCACCAGCCAGAUGACCUCGCACAAGCGCAAGCACGAGCGCCGCCACAUCCGCUCGGGCGGCAUGCUGGGCCUGGGCGCCGGCGGCCAGUCCGCCUUCCUGCUGCCCAAGGAGGAGCAGGAGGAGUCCAGCAACGACGACCUCAUGGACUUCUCGGCCAUCAGCAGCAAGAACUCCAGCCUGAGCGCCUCGCCGACCGCCCAGCAGCAGCAGCAGGGCUCGUCGGCGUCGGGCAUCCUCGGCGUCGGGCACUCGCUGAUGCCGCCGGCCACCAGCAACUCGGCGGCGGCGGUGUCGGGCGCGCUCUCCUGCGCCCUCUCGGGCGUGCUGUCGGCCGGCGGGCUGGUCAAGUCCACCGCCUCGCUGCCGCCGGCCAGCCGCAUGUCCAGCCUGCUGUCGCAGGCGCUGCCCAGCAACAUGCCGGUGGCGCUGGCGCUGUCCAACCCGGCGCUGGCCGGCGCCAACCCCUUCUUCCCGCUCAUGCCGCGCCUGCCGCUGCAGCUGCCGCCCUCGGCCGCCUCGGGCCUCAUCGCCGCCGCCGCCGCCGCCGCCAGCUCGGGCGCCCACGGCCUGGUCAGCGACUCGCUGGCCCAGAGCGUCGCCAACAUGGGGGUGGACGGGAGCAGCGGCGGGUGCGGAGCCUCCACCCCCACCUCCUCCUACACCACCGCCUCCAUCAUGGAGAAGAUCUCGGCCAGCAAGGGCCUCAUCUCGCCCAUGAUGGCCCGCCUGGCCGCGGCCGCCCUCAAGCCCGCAGGCAACCUGGACGCAGGGAAUGGGCUGCCUGCCGCUGCCAACCAGUUCAAUCUGGUUCAUGUGAAGCAGGAGCCCGUGGACGGAGCCUCAGGGGCCUCCCAGGACUCCGUGCAGGAGCACAGCCUGGACCUGAGUAAGAAAGACCACAGGUACGGCCCGUGGCCGGUUGCACAUAAUGAAUCAAAUGGACACCCUGCACCGGCAAAUACAUCUCUUUUAUCCUCACUUAUGAAUAAGAUGGUCAACCCGGGCUUCUUCAGCGCCCUGAACCUGAAGACGGAGCUCGAGAACAACCAGGGGGCGGACACCUCGGAGGUGGGCCAGUACCUGAGCCGCGUGAUGGGCCGACCCAUGCAAGAGAAGCCCGUGGAGCUGUGGAGGACCUACCUGCGCAGGUUUGACACCGAUGAUUUCUGUGAAGCUCAGUGUGACUUCUUACACAAAGUUCACUUCCACUGCCUGGUCGAAGACUGUGGAGCUCUCUUUAGCACAGUGGACGGAGCUGUUAAACACGCUAACUUUCACUUCAGAGCCAACCUGAAGGUGAAGUCCGAGUCCCCGUACAGUGAUGGGAAGGAAGCCUCGGAGGGGCAUCAGAGCCAGCUGGCCACCUCCAUCUCCAUGGCCAACACUCCCCCCAUGGACGUCCCAAGCCUGGCCACCUCGGGCGGGUACAGCGCGGCCGCGCCCUCCCUGCUGGCCUGGAAGCACCUGACGGGCUCCAUCCCCCAGCUGCCCGCCUCCAUGCCCAACCUGCCCGCCUCCUCCCCCCUGGCCACCACCUCGCUGGAGAACGCCAAGCCUCAGGUCAAGCCUGGAUUCCUGCAGUUCCAGGACAAUGACCCUUGCCUCGCGACGGACUGCAAGUACUCCAACAAGUUCCACUUCCACUGUCUGUUUGGGAACUGCAAGUAUGUGUGCAAGACCUCUGGGAAGGCAGAGUCCCACUGCUUGGACCACAUCAACCCCAACAACAACCUGAUCAACGUGCGCGAUCAGUUCUCCUACUACUCGCUGCAGUGUCUCUGUCCAAAUCAGCACUGCGAGUUCCGCAUGAGAGGUCACUACCACUGUCUGCGCCCCGGCUGCUUCUUCGUCACCAACAUCACCACCAAGCUGCCCUGGCACGUCAAGAAGCACGAGAAGGCCGAGCGGCGGGCGGCCAACGGCUUCAAGUACUUCACCAAGAGAGAAGAGUGUGGCAGGCUAGGCUGCAAGUAUAACCAGGUGAACAGCCAUUUCCACUGCAUCCGCGAGGGCUGCCAGUUCUCUUUCCUGCUCAAGCACCAGAUGACCUCGCACGCGCGCAAGCACAUGAGAAGGAUGCUGGGAAAGAACUUUGACCGGGUUCCCUCCCAGAUGAUGCCCCUUGCCCAGCGUCCGGAGGAGCUCCAGCAGAUGGCCAGCAUGGCCGCGGGGGCCAUGGGCGGCGGCCAGCCAGGCCUGACCGCCGGCUUCUCCAGCAUGAUGGACGACGGCGACGACUACAUGGACUACAUGGGGGCGGGAAGCCCGCUGGGGCUCUCCUCCGAGUCCUCCAAUCAGGACCGCAGCUGCACCAGCACCCCCGUGGGCAACGAGAGUUCGCCGGCAGGACCAGGCUGCCAGGGUGGUGCACCUCCUGCCUCCGCCGGCCCAGCCGACACUCCCGCUCCCCCACACGCCCCCCAGCCACCUCCACCUCCUCCACUUCCUCUUCCUCCGCCACCUCCUCCACCGCCCUCUCAGGCGUCGGCUCAGGCGCCGCUCCAGUCCCCGGCGCUCUCGUCCUACCCUCCGGCCCUGCUGCGGCCGCCCCUCCCCUCUCUCCCAUACCUGCUGUCUCCAUCCUGUCUGUCCUACUCUCUGCUCAGCGCCUCUCUCGGAGCCACUCGGAGCGUUGUCAUGCCAACCAACACGCCAGCUUUCAGCCCCAUCAUUGCCACUCCGUCUCCGGUUAAAAAUGACGUCCCUAUAGUGCAGGACGCUGCAGGCAACACCAUCUCCAUCCCCACGGCGACGGGCGCCAAGAAGCGCUUCUGGAUCAUCGAGGACAUGUCGCCCUACGGCAAGCGCCGCAAGACGGCCUCCUCGCGCAAGAUGCUGGACGAGGGCAUGAUGCUGGAGGGCUUCCGGCGCUACGACCUCUACGAGGACUGCAAGGACGCCGGCUGCCAGUUCUCGCUCAAGGUCACGCACUACCACUGCACGCGCGAGAACUGCGGCUACAAGUUCUGCGGCCGCACGCACAUGUACAAGCACGCGCAGCACCACGACCGCGUGGACAACCUGGUGCUGGACGACUUCAAGCGCUUCAAGUCCUCGCUCAGCUGCCACUUCGCCGACUGCCAGUUCUCGGGCAACAGCACGCACUUCCACUGCCUGCGCUGCGGCUUCCGCUGCACCGACAGCACCAAGGUGACGGCGCACCGCAAGCACCACGGCAAGCAGGACGUCAUCAGCGCCGCCGGCUUCUGCCAGUUCAGCUCCAGCGUGGACUGCGCGGUGGCCGACUGCAAGUACAAGCUCAAGUGCUCGCACUUCCACUGCACGUACCCCGAGUGCAAGCACACGGUGGUAGGCAUGUCGCAGAUGGACUCGCACAAGCGCAAGCACGAGAAGCAGGAGCGCGGCGAGAUGCCCGCCUCCGCCGCCACCUCCUCCUCCUCGCCCAGCCGCGACCAGGCCGGACACCAGGCCGGAGGAGCUGGUGGUGGCGGAGGAGGAGGGAUGGGAGGGCUGGUGGCCCAGGUGCCCGUCGGCAUGCACUCCAUGUCUCCAGGGGUGCCCGGGCUGGGCCACCACGGCCCCGGGGGCGGCAUCUAUCUGCCCUCGGCAGCAGCGGCCAGCGAGUACGAGCAGCAGCACCACCACCACCACCACCACCACCACAGCAGCGGCGGACAGGGAAUCAGCCUGGACGGCUCGCUCAACCUGGGCACCGACGCCAGCAGCUCGCUGUUCUUCCUGAAGAACGCCGCCGGCCUCGGCCUCAACGACUCGCUGGACCUCAGCAAGAAGAUGGGCCACCAUGACGUGGGCCUGGGCAUGGGCAUGGCGCCCGGGUCCUGCAGCACGCCUGUGUCCAGCGCAGGGCCUCUGGGUCUCGCCAGCGCCGCCGCCGCCGCCUCCGCGGUCGCCCGGGGCCAAGACGACGCCACCGGCACGUCCGGCGAGAACGAGGACGACAUGUCCCCCGAGGAAGAGCCCAUGGCCGAGGAAGAGGAGGACGAGGAAGAGGAGGAGGAGGAGCCAGAGGACGACUUGAACACCGACUCCUACGAAGACUCCAUGCCCGACCCCGACGGCAACGAGAAGGACAACGGCGAGACGUUCGAGGCGUCCACCAAUCACGCCGAGAGCUCGCCGCAGGACAAGGACGAGGCCGACCCGUGAGCCAGCACUGGAAGGGGAAGCGCCGCCGCGACGACUAACUAUGAACAAACGAGAAACAAGAAUGAAAGUGGCCUCAUUUAUCAUGGUUAGCAACAUUGCAGAUGACAAGAAAACAACUACACAAAAAAACGUGAAGGCCCAAAAAUGAUUUAUUAUGAUGUUUACAAGAUGACCAAUAUUAUUAAUUUAAUUAUGCAUUAAGAAAUGAACACAGAACCAGGCAGAUGAGGCCCUCUUUUACACAUGGCUGGCAGUGUAAACCAUUUCCUACACAUCGGUCUUUUUUGUGUGCGUGCAUGUUUGACUAAUUUAUUUCUUUUUUUUCCGUUUUGUUUUUUACUUUUUUGUGUGUGGAAAAAAAUGAGGAAAAAAAAACUAACAAAAACAAAAUCUAACUAUAUAUAUAUAAAUAUAUCUAUAUACUGUAGUUGUGUGUGGACAUUGAUAUACAAUUUUUUGUGAAGCAGUCAUCACAUGAACUGCAGAACCCUUAUACCUAAUAAAAAAGGGAAAAGCGUACAAAAUACUGUACACUGACGGAAAAUGAAUUCAAGAGAAUGUGCUCAAAAUAACUGAUUUCAACUCUUGUUGUUGUUAUUCUAUGAUGACUUAUUUAUCAGUGAAGUUGCAGGGGCCUGCAUGUGCGCUUCUGGCUCCUACAUCUCUCCGUUGAUCCUUUCUGCAGGGUGACAUUUUUUUUGUGCGUUUCUUUAUUUGUUUGUUUGUUCCUGGUUCAUUCACUCACACUCAUAAUGGUCAGUUGUUAUGCUGUAGGUUCCAUUCCAUGUGGACAGUUGACUCCUCGGUCACCUUCAGUCCAAACAGAGACCAGUAACUGCGGCCAGGGAACUCAGACCUCAAAGCCCAAAUCGCGGUGUAUGCAGCUGCCCAAGCACAUUAUGGUUGUACACACAAAAAAAAGACAGACACCAAAAGCUCAUUUUUUCAACAUUCAGAUUUUUGUUUUUGUUCAUUCAGAUUCUGUUAUUAUUUCGUUUGUUUUGUUUGUGUGUUUUUUAAGAUAUUUUCUUGUUGUGUUGUGGACCCUGUUGGCAUUGCAUAUGGUUAGUGCACUUUUAUAGAUGAGAAAAGCUAAACAAAACGCAUAUUCAGAAAAGAAAUAAUGUUUUGUUACCAUUCGCAUUAUUUGCUUUAUUUUCUUUUGUUUUUGGCAGCAUUUUCCAGUUGCACAUGCAUGACCAGUUGAUGCUGCAGUUUUACCUUGCUGAUUUGAUGGGUGUGCAGAGAUGGGGGUUAGCUAGCAGGGGAUGUGAGGGAGAUGGAGAGAGAGAAAGAGAAUACGUCGGUGCUACCUGCCCAGUCAUUGUUAAAGAGGGGGUUACUGGAGGCCUGAUGGUUUUCAGGAUCCGUGUGGACUGAAGUAGCCAUCCACAUGGAGGACCUUUGAGGUCUGAAUGUAGAGGGAGUUAAAGAUGAGAGAUGAGAGACAAAACGUAGCAGGUAUUGUUUCUUUUCUUGUUCCUUUUUUUAUUUUAUUUGAAAAAAAAGAGAUUUUGUAGCACGAGAGGGGAAAAAAAUUAAGCAAACAAGAGGACAUGGUGGAGUUCUUGAAGCUUCCUUUUUUCAGAGGCCUCAUGUGGUUACUUCCAAGUGGACGAGGCUUCGCCACGGGACUAUGUUCUCCUGCGGCCCCAACUGACUAACUUAUCGAGAGACAGCACGUCCAGGGAGACAUGCUAAAGGACACUCUCCUGCGCUGGGCAAUGUGUUUGAAAUGUACAGACAGAAAACAAUGUGUUGAUGACAUUUGUUGUUGUUUUCUCCUUACCAUGGCUGUGGUUAAGCUCCAAUUAUAAUGGUUUUAUUUAAUAUUUAUGUGACCUUGCAAUGGUAAAAAAAAAAACAAUUAGGGUGUUUUUGCACUUUUUAGGUUCAUUUUUACUUCAUGAGAAAAAAUAUGGCAUAUAUCUUUUAACAGGGAAGUUUUUGCUUUAUGAUGUUGUUUUAGCUCACUUUGCGUUGAUGCACAAAUAGUUGUUAGUGUGACAAAGAUCUCCUGUUCUGUGUUUUAUUUAAAGAAAAAAAAAUAAGGACUGAUUUUAUUUGCUUCCGUGAUUGGAUGAAUUCAAUAUGGGAAAAGGCAUGCCAGGACCUGCUUGCCCUAACGAGGAACACUAAUGAGAGCUGUGAUUGAAAUGAAUUCUAGACAGAGAAAAUGAUUACAGUGCUCAGAUUGAACCAAAUUACAACAAAAAUGUUUGUAGCCCAGCCUCAGUUUAAAAUGAAUGACUGUAUAAGAUGAAGAAGAAGAAGAAGAAGAAGAAGAAAAAAAGGGAAAAAUAAAUAAAUAAAUACAAAUUGUGGCAAGGAAAUUAUGAUUAAUUAUUUCUUAAAAAUGACUUUGAAAAAAAUUAUUGGAAUAGAGGUAAUUACAUGUGUAGAUGAAUAUCUUCAAGAUACUGUUUCAAGAGGGGGAAAAGGUUGUAUAGUAUUUUCUUCUGUAAAAAAAACUAUAUAUGAACAAAACGCUCUUUGAUGAAAAGCUUCCUUUAAAAAUAAAAUAAUAAAAAGGAGAAAUAAAGAAAUAAAAAGUCAAAAAUGGAAAAAGUACCAGUAUAGUUUGCUUGUGUGUGUGUGAACUCUUUUUGUAUCAAUACUCCCAAAAAUAGAGCCCUCUGACCAGAAAGCACUGAAGCAGCAACGAGAGUCACUUCAUACUUUAACUGUUUUUCAUCGUUUCCUCAAACCAAUUUAAUGUCACCUACACCAUAGUGAUAUGGAAUCACUGAUGGGUGUUUCUGGUUGCUUUAACACCAUCUUUUAUUUGCUUUCAUUUGUCAUUGUUUUGUGUGUGUUUAUUUUUUUCAAAUUUAUUUAAUUGGAUUAUUUGUUGACAUUUUUCUCUGGCAUGACUCCUUUCGAGGCGUUCUUUUUGCUCUGUCCUUGAGUGCAAGGCAGAGCAUCUUUUUUUGUUUGUUUUGUUUUUCAGAUUCAAACAAAAAAAACUGUUGAAAUGGCUAUUUGGCUGGGAGAUACGUUGUGCACUUGAAUACAAUUUAUGUGUGUAAAAUAGCAGGAUUUGUAAAAAGUCAAAAAAUAAAGAAAA
Sardina pilchardus (European sardine) is the source of this 9852-nucleotide messenger RNA. It is a transcript of the gene casz1, whose product is annotated as castor zinc finger 1. Gene Ontology annotation, biological process: regulation of neuron differentiation; positive regulation of transcription by RNA polymerase II. The record is from RefSeq and is a predicted model, not a curated record. Bases 210 to 6785 code for a protein of 2191 amino acids. Gene Ontology annotation, molecular function: DNA-binding transcription factor activity, RNA polymerase II-specific; RNA polymerase II transcription regulatory region sequence-specific DNA binding. The transcript has 20 exons. Gene Ontology annotation, cellular component: nucleus. Lineage: Eukaryota; Metazoa; Chordata; Actinopteri; Clupeiformes; Clupeidae.